Nanorana parkeri is the source of this 2968-nucleotide messenger RNA. RefSeq names its product DIS3 homolog, exosome endoribonuclease and 3'-5' exoribonuclease (gene DIS3). Gene Ontology annotation, biological process: rRNA catabolic process. NCBI's taxonomy places the organism in Eukaryota, Metazoa, Chordata, Amphibia, Anura, Dicroglossidae. The coding region runs from base 44 to 2908 and encodes 954 amino acids. Gene Ontology annotation, molecular function: endonuclease activity; 3'-5'-RNA exonuclease activity; RNA binding. Gene Ontology annotation, cellular component: cytoplasmic exosome (RNase complex); nuclear exosome (RNase complex). The transcript is spliced from 22 exons. The record is from RefSeq and is a predicted model, not a curated record.
ACCGAGAGGAAAACGUGAGAGCUGAAGAAAGGGCGAAAAGAAAAUGUUGAAAUCAAAGACUUUUGUGAAGAAGACACGCUCAGGCGGAAUUUUAAAAAUUGUCAGAGAACAUUACUUGAGGGAUGAUAUUACCUGUGGUUGCCAGGGCUGUGAAGAGUGUCAACAGGAGAACCCAGUCCUGCGUCAGGAAACCAUUCUGCAAAGUUCUCUUUGUGAAAAUUCCCACUAUAUAUUGCCUGACACUAAUGUGUUGCUUCAUCAGGUUGACAUCCUUGAAGACCCAGUCAUUCAGAAUGUGAUCUUACUGCAGACAGUACUCCAGGAAGUGAGGAGUCGCAGUGCUCCAGUAUACAAACGAAUCCGGGAUCUGACUAGUAACCCUGAGAAGUACUUCUAUACAUUCACCAAUGAGCACCAUCGUGAGACCUACAUAGAACAAGAAAAAGGAGAGAAUGCUAAUGAUCGUAACGACAGGGCAAUUCGAACUGCUGCAAAAUGGUACAAUAAGCAUUUAAAGAAAUCGUCAAAAACCAAAAACCUCCAAGUGCUAUUAAUAACAAAUGACCGGAAAAAUAAAGAGAAAGGAGUGGAAGAAGGAAUUGUAGCAUACACCUGUGAAGAAUAUGUAAAAAGUUUGCUUGCUAAUCCUGAACUUGUUGAUCGUCUUGCAAGAGUUACCGAUGAACAGAAUGAGGUGGAAAGUAGUAAAAUUAUCUUUUCGGAGCAUCUUCCUUUAUCUAAGUUACAGCAAGGGAUAAAAUCUGGCAUUUACCUUCAAGGAACAUUCAGAGCAAGCCGGGACAACUUCUUAGAAGGAACCGUUUGGGUCCACAGUGAUUCGGUAGAGCAAAAAGAGAUAAUCUUGCAAGGCUUGCGAAAUUUAAAUAGAGCAAUGCAUGAAGACAUUGUCGCUGUACAGCUCUUGGAAAAAGAGAAUUGGGUGGCUCCAUCCUCUCUGGUCCUCCAAGAUGAAGGUGAAAGUGAAGAUAUUGAAUCCGUAGAGGAAAAAGAAAACAUGCUUACAAAUGUGGAGAAGAGCAAUGCAAAACCAUCCGGAAGAAUAGUAGGCAUCAUAAAAAGGAACUGGAGACCAUAUUGCGGCAUGUUGUCAAAGUCGCAGAUUAAAGAGUCCACUCGCCAUCUCUUCACACCAGCUGACCGGAGGAUACCUCGCAUUCGCAUAGAGACCAGGCAAUCCUCCACUUUGGAGGGACAGAGGAUUAUCGUGGCUAUUGAUGGCUGGCCAAGAAUCUCUCGAUAUCCUAAUGGACAUUUUGUAAAAAGCCUGGGUACAGCUGGGGAUAAGGAGACAGAGACAGAGGUCUUGCUUCUGGAACACGAUGUUCCUCAUCAGCCUUUCUCACAGGCUGUUCUCAGCUUCUUACCCAAGAUGCCUUGGUCCAUUACACCAGAGGACAUGAAGCACAGAAUUGAUCUGAGACAUUUAUGUGUGUGUAGUGUGGAUCCACCUGGCUGUACUGACAUUGACGAUGCACUGCAUUGCAGGGAGCUGGAAAAUGGUAACCUGGAGGUUGGCGUGCAUAUUGCAGAUGUGAGCCAUUUUAUUAGACCCGGCAAUGCUUUGGAUCAGGAAUCUGCAGUUCGGGGUACUACUGUAUACCUGUGUGAUAAGAGAAUUGACAUGGUCCCUGAACUGCUCAGUUCAAAUUUAUGCUCUUUAAGAUCACAAGUGGAUAGGUUAGCUUUUUCAUGCAUUUGGGAAAUGAGUAAUGAUGCCAAAAUUAUUCAUACAACAUAUACUAAAAGUGUUAUCAAUUCAAAAGCUUCCCUUACCUAUGCAGAAGCGCAGAUGAGAAUUGAUUCACCUGACAUGAAUGAUGAGAUUACCAAAAGUCUCCGUCUGCUGAAUAAAUUAGCAAAGAUUUUGAAGAAGCAGAGAAUAGAUAAUGGUGCUUUAACUCUUUCUUCUCCUGAGGUUCGAUUUCACAUGGAUAGCGAAACGCACGACCCCAUAGAUCUUCAGACCAAGGAGCUCAAGGAAACUAAUUCCAUGGUGGAAGAGUUUAUGUUGCUUGCCAACAUUUCAGUGGCGCAGAAGAUCUAUGAUGAGUUUUCAGAGUAUGCCCUACUGCGUAAACAUCCAGCUCCUCCUCCAGGAAAUUAUGAUAUACUGGUGAAGGCUUCAGGUUCCAAGAAUUUGGAGAUAAAAACCGACUCUGCAAAGGCUCUGGCUGACUCCUUAGACAAAGCAGAAUCAGCCGAGUUUCCCUAUUUAAACACCCUGCUGAGGAUCUUGGCUACCCGCUGCAUGAUGCAGGCAGUCUACUUCUGCUCUGGAAUGGAUAAUGAUUUCCACCACUACGGUUUAGCCUCUCCCAUAUAUACACAUUUCACCUCUCCCAUCAGAAGGUAUGCUGAUAUCAUAGUACACAGACUUCUUGCUGUAGCAGUUGGGGCAGAUUCUACAUACCCUGAUCUGACAGACAAACAAAAAAUAUCUGAAAUCUGCAAAAAUAUCAACUACAGGCACAAGAUGGCUCAGUAUUCCCAGAGAGCUUCCGUUGCAUUUCACACUCAGCUCUUCUUUAAAAACAAAGGAAUUGUGAAUGAAGAUGGAUACAUCUUGUUUGUUAGAAAAAAUGCAAUUGUGGUAUUGAUCCCAAAGUUUGGUUUAGAAGGCACAGUCUUUUUUGAGGACAAAAACAAAGGAAUAAAGCCUAGGCUACUUUACAAUGACGAGAUUCCUUCUCUGACUGUGGAAAACACGGCUUUCUAUAUGUUUGACAAAGUAAAAGUAAGAAUUUCUUUGGACGCCUCAAACAUUCAGCACCAGAAAAUACGGAUGGUCCUAGUGGAGCCUGAGAUUCCAGGUGUUACCGUAAGUGAGAAGGACCAAAAGACCAGCAAUGGCGAGCCAGUGACAAAGAAGAGCAAGUUGGCAGCAUAGAGUUCUUCAUAUUUUACAUGGCAGGGAAGUUUUAUGUACUUUUAUUAUGCAUAAUUGUUU